AUGGACUCGGCGCCAGCCUUCGCCAUGGACAAGCCGUUCGCCCCCGGCGCCGUGCGCGGCCCGGAGCCGCCCGAAAACCCUCAGAGCCGGAAAAACUUCAGCGUGAGCCACCUCCUCGACCUGGAGGAGGUGGCGGCCGGUAUGAACGGGCCCCCCGCGGCCGGUCCCCCGCCCGCCGGUGGCGGCAAGGCCAUCCCGGAGCCGUCGGGAGGCAGCAGCGGCAGCGAGGCAGCGCCCCAGGACGGUGAGAGCCUGAGCCCGAGCCGUGGGGCGGCCAAGAGGAAGAAGAAGCAGAGGAGGAACCGCACCACCUUCAACAGCAGCCAGCUGCAGGCUCUGGAGAGGGUCUUUGAGAGGACGCACUACCCCGACGCCUUCGUGCGGGAGGAGCUGGCGAGGAGGGUCAACCUCAGCGAGGCGAGAGUCCAGGUCUGGUUUCAGAACCGGAGGGCCAAGUUUCGCCGUAACGAGAGGGCCAUGCUGGCCAACAGAUCAGCAUCACUGCUCAAAUCCUACAGCCAAGAGGCAGCCAUUGAGCAGCCCAUGGCGCCACGACCCACCGCACUGACCCCGGAGUAUCUCUCCUGGACCAGCACCUCCCCGUACAGCACUGUGCCCUCCUACAGCUCCAGCGGGACCGCAACGCCCACCCAAGGGGUGAACAUGGCCAACAGCAUCGCCAGCCUGCGCCUCAAAGCCAAAGAGUUCAGCCUCCAUCAGAACCAGGUGCCGACCGUGAACUGACCAGGGCAAAGCCUGCCCAGUGGCCUCAUCCAGGAUACAACGUGGAGCUCCUGUGCCAGUCCAGGACGAAUCCGCCACCUGCCCAACACAUGUCACUCAUCCAGUGUGUCUCAGCACCUCUUCUCUCCUCUUCCCUUCCCUUUUGAAGGUAGAGUCAGUCCCCAGGCCGAAGUGGCACAUAAUUAUAGCCACAUAUGGAGCAAACUUGGUUAGAAAUUUGCUUUUCCGCACACCCUUAUAAUAACGGCUAUAUAUACACACACAUACCCCCCACGCGCUCUUCGAGGACAAACAGACUUGCCAAGGGAACAAGAAUUUGCUUCCAAACAUGGAAGGAUCUUGGACUAUUGGAUUUGACCAAUUUGGGUAUCUCGCCCAGAGAGCCAAAGAGUUCUUGGGUCUUCUCCUCCCGCGGGGACGUGCAGCGGUGGGAGGACCACGAGCCGCCCUUUCCACCAGGCUGUGACUUGUGGCGCUCAACCACAAGUGCCGAAGCUGACCUGUGUGUUCACCUCUUUGCGCAGCCCCAGCCACAGCGUUUGGGACUUUGGGAAGCUGACGGCUCACCCAUGCCACGGCCAGUCCCAGCCAGCCCUCUGCACUGUGCUGCCUGCAUUUAGGAGUAGCCUAUUCAAUGGCGUCAGGUUUUGUUCCUUCCCAGAGGAGCAAGGAGGGCUGGAGCAUCUCACCAGCCUCUCUUGGAGCCUGUGAGCUCUCCUGUGAGCCGGGGGUGCAUCACCAGUCCCCAAGCAGGCACUGCUGCCCUGCCUUGGUGGGCUUGCCAGCGAUUCUGCAGAGCCCCAGGUCAUUGAACCGUCCCAGGGAAAGAGAAAAUUGGAAAAAGCUGUUGGGUUUCAGCUGAGUAGGCGGCUCCCAGCGCUUCGUGCCAACGAAGGCUUCGCCUUCCGGAGGCACAGCCUCCCUGUCGGCAGCUCCGCAGAUGUGAGCAGGGGUCUGGGGCCGGCGACGCCACGGGGGGAGGUUUCUUUGGUUUUGCAGAGAGGAAAUGGUUUCCCCCUCGUCCCACCCUGCCGUGCAGCCUAAUGAGGUUGCAAGGUGGGAUGUGGGGGGGGAUGGACACGGCGGGGGCAGCCUCGCCCCAGCCCAUGGGACUGAGCCGUGGAGAGACGCAGCCUCCGCCUUCCCCUGCCAGUCCCGUGGCAAUGGGGAACAAGACAGAGGGAUGAAGGUGUUACCCUCUGGAAACCAGGUCACCCUUUCCUCACCCGCCACAAAAUGCCACCAGCCAGGCGUGGGGACACCACCAGCUCAGAGGGGUGGCCCGGACAGAGAAGGCACCAGCCCUACUUGCCUGGAAGGGCUUGGCUUGGGGACUGUAGCAGCAGGUCUGAGGAUGAACAGAGCAACUGCUGAGGUGCUUCCUCCAGAUAAACAUCCUCUGGUCUGUGACACCAAGGCUGAAAGUGUCACAACUACAAAGUGACCAUCUGAGUGCCCACAGCUCCCAGGAACAUCCUCUCCCAUUCCCACCGGGGCUCUCACUGCAGCUAUAUGUGGGACCCUCAGCUGCACCCCAGACAACACCAACCCAGGGCUACUCACCCAGCACCCAGCUGGAGAUCUGAUGGGAGAACAAGGAGAGGAGCACAUCUCCUCUGGCUGGGGGUGAACCAGCCCCUCCAUCCUGCCUCCAGCCCCAGCUUUCUCUGCUCCACCCAAUCUAUUUGGGAAUGACCACCUUCUCCUCCUCCAGCACGGCAGGCAGGGACAGGGCACAGCCUGACUGACACUGUCCACCCCAUCCAGGGAGGAGUGUCACCCUAAGUACCCAUGCUCUGCCCCCAUCCCUAUUUCCAGGGCUGGUAUUUCCCCCAUUUGCCAUGCCAGCAACUCCCCUUACCACACAGAGACUUGCCAAGCCAGGGGGAAGAGGGAUCCACUGAGGAUCAAAUCACCCACCCCGAGAAACACCCCUUGGGGCAGAAGGAGGAGGCCCGGGGGGGGUUCCUAUUCCCAUGGAAAAGCACAGGGCUCUUUUUUCGGUUAUACAAGAUGAAACCACAGGGAUAUAAAUGUCGCUGCCUCUUUGAGAACAUUAAUGAAAAUAAACCCGUUUAAUAGUUUGCAGAUGCCGUUUCUGUAAACCUAAAAAAAGCAGGGAAUAAAUAUUUCUUCACUAAAUAUCUAUAUGUAUAUAUAUAUUUGAAAACAUUUGCUCCUAAUCUUAGGGCCCCUCCUUCGCCGUGCUCUUGGCAGCUUAUCACAGCUUGUCAGUCAGUGCUGAACUCACCGAGACGAGAUACAAAUUGCACCCACGGAGGGGUAGCAGGACCGAGGGAUUAUUGUAAUCUAAGCUCUCUCUCCCCCUUUCUAUUUGUACAUUUCAAUUACUUGUAACAAGAUCCAUGGUGGAUUUUUUUUUUUGUUUGUUUUGUUUUGUUUUUUUUUCUGCAUGUCUGCGUUUCGGAAAUUUUUGUAAGGUCUUUUGUAAAAACAACUCUUGUGAAAUAAUGGAGGAAUAAAUAUUUUACUGAGUA
Molecule: messenger RNA, 3242 nt
Organism: Pipra filicauda (Wire-tailed manakin)
Lineage: Eukaryota; Metazoa; Chordata; Aves; Passeriformes; Pipridae
Gene: PRRX2
Product: paired related homeobox 2
Exons: 4
Coding region: 1-744 (247 amino acids)
Biological process (GO): regulation of DNA-templated transcription
Molecular function (GO): DNA-binding transcription factor activity, RNA polymerase II-specific; DNA binding
Source: RefSeq, a predicted model, not a curated record